AUGCACUCAAUCUUCUUCCUCAGCUUCCUCAGCUUCCUAUGUCUCGCCUGUGCCCGCGCCUCGCGCAUCCCCGGCCUCCCUCCAGUUCAAAGCUUAAAGGAAUACGAGGACCAAGUCGUAAUUCGCUUCAACAUUUCUGAUGCCAAAGAUGCAGCGGCUUUGCGCACUGUUGUCGACCGCAUGCUUUUAGAUGUAUGGGACUUCACCGAGAGCCGUGUAGAUAUCCGAAUUCCCAGCCGACGCAUUCGCUUUUUAACUCGUGCUCUACCCUCAUCUCUACUCGACAACCACUCCAUCCUCGUUCCAGACCUUGCACGUGUGGCUGCUGCGACUUACCCCAGUAGUCGUCCAAGUCUGGGUCAAAACCCCCAUCAACAUUUUCAUCAAGGCACCACGCCCGCAUCUCAGGAUCCCAUCAAAUAUGACAUUGCCGAUGUCUACUUUCACGAUUACCAGCCAUACUCUGUCAUAGUGGCUUGGAUGCGACUGGUCGACUCUAUGUUUCGAGGCCGUGGUCUUAUACAGAUGAUUAGUAUCGGGAAGUCUUAUGAGGGUCGGGAUAUCCCAGCUCUACGAGUCGGAAUUAGGCCUGACCAUGUUACCUCGGGUCACCGGCGUGAGAUUAUCCUCGUAACUGGUGGCUUCCACGCCCGAGAGUGGAUUUCCACAAGCUCGGUUAAUUAUGUUGCGUGGUCCUUUAUUCAAUCUAUGGAUGAAGAUCCCGUAGUCAAAAAGAUCCUAGAGCGUUUCGACUUCGUUUUCGUUCCGUUAUUGAACCCUGAUGGGUAUGACUAUACUUGGGAGGUUGACCGUUUAUGGCGCAAGUCUCGACAGCGGACUAAGAUGUCAUAUUGUCCAGGGCUUGAUCUUGACCAUUCCUUCUCGUAUCAAUGGGACUCGGAAGGUCGUCAGCAUGAACCUUGCUCGGGAAGCUACGGCGGCGAAGAGCCACUUCAAGCUGUCGAGGCUUCUCAAUUGGUAAACUGGGCAAGGAAUGAGACCGAGAACGGCUUCAAGUUUGCGGGGUAUCUUGAUCUACACUCGUAUUCCCAGCAGGUCCUUGUCCCAUACUCUUUCUCAUGCCAGGUCCAGCCACCCAACAUCGAAAACCUCCAAGAAGUUGCCAUGAAUUUAGCCAAGCACCUGAGGCUAUCAAACGGAGAGUCCUAUACGGUGGCGUCGGCUUGUGGCGGUAGUGGCUCAGAAUCGAUUGGACCAUUCGUCGAAGCUAGAGGGGGCUCCGCGAUCGAUUAUUUCUACCAUGAACUCAAAACUCGUUACAGUUACCAAAUCAAGUUGAGAGACACGGGAAGCUACGGUUUUCUUUUGCCAAGUGACAACAUCGUCCCCGCCGGCGAGGAGAUUUUUCAAGCUAUGAAAUACUUGGGUGACUUCUUGCUCGGGAACAAUGGUCAUGAAUGGUUACAAGAAAGCGACGGAGACGAGCAGGAGCCCCCUACCAAGGAUGAUGAAUUACCAAUUACAGAACUACGGAAACGCCAACCGGAAAACAUGAGCGGUGAUGAACAUACAUGA
Molecule: messenger RNA, 1536 nt
Organism: Xylaria bambusicola
Lineage: Eukaryota; Fungi; Ascomycota; Sordariomycetes; Xylariales; Xylariaceae
Exons: 3
Coding region: 1-1536 (511 amino acids)
Biological process (GO): proteolysis
Molecular function (GO): zinc ion binding; metallocarboxypeptidase activity
Source: RefSeq, a predicted model, not a curated record